UUCGGUUUCUUCGAGCGGUCGGAGAUUUGAUUCUGUGGAGCUAUUCGAGCAUCGUAUCAGAGAUCAACCUGCGGCCUUCAGUAGCUGAGUCUGUUCCAGUGGACAUUAAUAUCAAUUCAACAGAUGAAGAACUCGUACAAUUCGUGAUUGGAAGGCAAGCUGGAGAUCCCACUCCGCAAAAUGUCAUCACUGAUGUUAAUCUGUUCGAUGUUGAACCAUGGAAUAUUCCUGGUUAGCUUUGGAUUAUCCUUGAGCUGCCUGUUUUGUAUGAUUGUCAUAGUUGCUUUCGCAGUUAAGAAAACAUGUUGUUCCUGUACAAUCCAGAAGGCAGAAUAUAUCCUAAAGGAGACUGUGAUUCAAAAGCAACAAGAACUGGAUAUUGGAGGCCAACAGGUAAUUGCAGAAUACUCACGAGUGGCUUCAGUUCUGGUUGGAAAACAACAUUUGAAUAUUUUAACGGCAAAUCACCUAUUGGAGAAAGAACUGGGUGGGUGAUGCAUGAAUAUCAUGCAGAACCUAGUUCAUUGAAUGGGCAUAAUUUCUCAAAGGACUAUAGUUCUUUGUAUAGAGUAUUUCUUCAAAGUGAUAGACGUGCAAUCCACUGGGAAAAUUAUUCUGCAUAUCCAGACAGAUUAUUUGGUGAGGAUGUAGACCGCAUGUUACCAAACCUUGUAGAACAAGAAGAGAGAGAAUUGACUUCAAGGAAUUGUUCCCACAAUUCUCAGAUUGUCGCUGAGAAAGAUCAAGGGGAAUCAGCACUGUCCAGAAGCAGGCCAAAUGAACCUGUUUCUAUGAAUUUUUCUGAAAAUCGCUAUGAUAUUUGUGAUUUUUUAAAUGGAGAAUACUUGGAACUGAAUGAUCUAUAUAGUCCAGAUACACAUGCUAGUUCAGACGAUUCCAGCAUUAUGUCAAUAAAUUCUGAUGAAUUUGACCCUGCUGCAUUAUUAAUGAAUAUUGGAAAUGAUCAUAGAUUUGGAAUACAAGAAGAGCGCACAAAAUAUGACUUCAAUAUUUCUGUACCCGUCAGAUCAAAUCAGGUGCUCAUUAAGCCAUCUCCACCAGGCUCGAUCAUUACAAACAAUGGUCUUGUUAUUCAAGAGAGCCAUCCAUCCAGUUGUCUGAAUAGAACUGAACCGACUUCAAACCCACGACUACCCUUACCAAGCGACGAACAGCAACAUGUGAAGGCUUCUACAUCUAGCAAAUAUAGGGGCAGCCAUACUUCAAAAGGGGAUGGCUCGAAUUCGGUUAGGAAGAUCGCAAAGAUAGGAAAAAGAUACUGCUGCUUUGCUUCAUUCUAAUCUAACCUCUGCUCUGAUAUUAUCUACUUCAUAGGUCAAUUGAGGGAUACAGGAACAAUAAGAUUCUUGUAAGUUGUCAAAUAUAGAUGUUGCUACACCCUAUAAGUAAAUAAUGGUAGUAGUUGGGAAUGAGAGAUUGAGUCAAUUAGAAGUCCAUGCACUUGUAGAGGUUAAGUUAAUGUAUUUAGGUAUUUUGGUUUCACUUUAUGUAUUGCUAAAUACUACAGUUUGGUGAAUAUUUGUUUCACCAUAACCAUGCAUACGUAAAUUAAAAUUUCAUCAAAACUUAUUUUGGCAUUCAAUGAAAAAUCCUACUUUUAUUUA
Messenger RNA from Zingiber officinale, 1625 nucleotides. Its product is annotated as NAC domain-containing protein 92-like. Gene Ontology annotation, biological process: regulation of DNA-templated transcription. The record is from RefSeq and is a predicted model, not a curated record. NCBI's taxonomy places the organism in Eukaryota, Viridiplantae, Streptophyta, Magnoliopsida, Zingiberales, Zingiberaceae. Gene Ontology annotation, molecular function: DNA binding. Bases 303 to 1301 code for a protein of 332 amino acids. The transcript has 6 exons.